Messenger RNA from Rhododendron vialii, 4439 nucleotides. Its product is annotated as probable LRR receptor-like serine/threonine-protein kinase At3g47570. Gene Ontology annotation, cellular component: plasma membrane. The record is from RefSeq and is a predicted model, not a curated record. Gene Ontology annotation, biological process: protein phosphorylation. Bases 1113 to 4208 code for a protein of 1031 amino acids. Lineage: Eukaryota; Viridiplantae; Streptophyta; Magnoliopsida; Ericales; Ericaceae. Gene Ontology annotation, molecular function: ATP binding; protein binding; protein kinase activity. The transcript has 3 exons.
AGAGUUUUCAAUUGCGAUAACUAAUUAUUUGAGUUGGGUUUCCCGUUGGGUACUCUACUACCAAGUCGACGAUGGAUCCUAUGCCAUCACCUAGUGUUGGUCUAUUUCGGCAGUAAUGCGUCAUAGAGCCUGUAAGUUGUAGUGCUUUGAGCAGGAGCUCGUGUCUUAAAUUUUGGUAGUUUUGGUUCACUCAUGUUUCUAUGUAUUGUGAUGUAAUCUUUGCCUUCGGGCUUUUGAAUGUAAUGAAUUGCCUGUUGCUCAAAAAAAAAAAAAAAAUUAGCAAUGGUGAAGAAAUUAGCUGAAUGUUUGGGUGAAUAACAGAGGAAUAAUUUUUUUGAAGAAGGGAAAUAGUUCCAUUGCGAUUAUGUAAAUCAAUAUUUCCUCAAUUUGUGAAGUGAAUCGCCGAGCUCAAAAUUGCGACAAGCAUUUUAUGAAAGUCAUGGCAAUAUAUAACUGAAAAAGUGAUUCAAAGAAUAUAACUAUUUACAUGAACUCCAAUCUAUCAUUCUUCAUUUCUUCAAAAUAUAUGAUUUCUAUCCAAACCUCAACUUUCCCUCCAAAAUUUUAAAUUUUAAAAACUGGUUAAAUAUAUUGAUUAUUGGUCUCAUUUUAAAGGUACUGUGAAUCUCUUUUUAAUUAUACCAAUUUUAUGAUAAAUAAAUUAUAAUACAUUAAACUAUAGCAUUUUAAAGUGAAGAAAUUAAUAAAAUGAAGAAGGUUCUUCAUUUUUCGUAUGAUUCUUCAUAUAUGAAUAAUGAAAAAUGGUUUUUCAUUUUGAAGACCUCUAAUGAAGUAUGGGUGGAGGAGGGACAUUCCUCAAAACGAAGAUUUGGAGAACCAAAAUGAGAUUUGAAGCAUGGUUGGAGAUGCUCUAAAGUGAAGCCAAACAAGGCCUUAAACCAUGGAAACGACUACUCAUUGUCCAUUGAUCCCACUCCAUUUUGUUUUUCUUUUAUUUAUAAACGUGGCCCCACUGUAAUUUUGAAUUACCGGUUCGUUUUUUUUAUUUUUUAUUAUAAAGACAAGUCUCAAGCAAAGACACCAAUGCUCUAUUAAAGCAAGGUUAUCAGCAAGCAGCAAAUUCAGCAUUAACAUUCCAAUCACCACAUGGUAUGGCAGUGUUAAAGCCAUUCUUCCUUUUCACAUACGUCGUUUUUCUGUUGUCCUUGCAUUCUGGCUCUUCUCUUGUGGCCUGCUUUGUGCAAGGGGGGAAUGAGACCGAUCGUCUAGCCUUGCUUGCGUUCAAGGCCGCAAUAACGAGUGAUCCCUUUGGAGCACUGGACUCGUGGAAUGAAACCAUUCACUUUUGUCACUGGAUUGGCUUGACAUGUGGCCGCCGACACCAGAGGGUUAUCGUGUUGAGGCUUGAACAUCAGGAGCUCACUGGGUUUGUUUCACCUCAUGUUGGGAAUUUGAGCUUUCUCAAGGAACUAUGGCUGGGUAACAAUAGCUUGAGUCAUAAAAUUCCACCAGAAAUUGGCCGCUUGCGAAGACUACAAAUAUUGACAAUGGUCAAUAAUUCAAUUUCUGGUGAAAUUCCGUCCAGUAUAUCCGGUUGCUCUAACCUUGUUGCCCUUGAACUCUCAGGUAAUAGGCUGGCAGGGAAAAUUCCUGUGGUGCUCGGUUCUUUAACUAAGCUCAAGACACUGCUGAUCGCAAGAAAUAACAUAACAGGAGAUCUGCCUUCUACUCUUGGGAAUCUAUCAUCUCUUACGAACCUUGCUGCUUAUUUCAAUAGUAUUACCGGGAAUAUACCAGAUACUCUUGGUGGAUGCAAAAAAUUGGAAGUUCUUAGAAUAGGAGUGAACAAGUUGGUCGGUACCUUUCCUUUCUCAAUCUAUAAUAUCUCUUCUAUGAGACACUUAGUAGUACCAUAUAACCAAAUUGAAGGCAGCCUUCCUUCUGACCUAGGAAUCACUCUUCCAAAUCUUAAACGCCUAGGUCUCAGCAACAACUUGUUUACUGGUUAUAUACCUAUUUCAGUAUGCAAUGCCACCAACCUAUAUGACCUUGUUUUGGGAACAAAUAGAUUUAAAGGAAAAGUCCCUCCUUUAGAAAAGUUGUGUGAUCUUGAGUUGUUUCAGUUAGAACAUAAUCAUCUAGGAACAGGGGAAGUGGAUGACUUGAGCUUUCUAAACUCAUUGACAAAUGCUACCAAGUUGCGCAUUCUGUCACUGAGCGACAAUAAACUUGGAGGUGUGUUGCCUGAAUCAAUUAGCAACUUUUCCGCUCACCUUCGUAAACUAGCUUUGAAUGGAAAUAACAUAGGUGGGAGCAUCCCAACCGGGAUAGGGAAUCUUAUCAAUUUGCAGCUUCUUUUCAUGUCCCACAACCAUUUAAGCAGCAACAUUCCUGCUGAUAUUGGGAAGCUUCAAAGGCUACAGUAUUUGUAUCUCCAUGGUAACAAUUUCUAUGGGGAGAUCCCAUCAUCUCUUGCAAAUUUAACUUCUUUAAAUCAACUUAUUUUGUCUCAAAAUAAUCUCCAAAGCAGCAUCCCUUCAAGUCUUGGGAAAUGUCAAUUAUUGCAGGUACUAUAUCUUGAUCAUAAUAACCUUAGUGGUAUCAUACCCAAAGAAGUUAUCAUUAUCUCAUCGUUGUUGUAUCUAGAUAUAUCUUCCAACAAUUUGGCUGGUAACAUUCCAGUAGAAGUAGGAAAUUUAAAAAAUCUAGAAGAAUUUAGUGCUUCUGAGAACACACUGUCAGGAGGAAUUCCAAGCACUCUCGGUAGUUGUGUAAAACUAAGAUUCUUAUACCUUGAUGGCAACAAAUUAUGGGGAAACCUUCCGGCAACCUUAGCUAAUUUGAGAGGUUUGGACCAAUUAAAUCUUUCUCACAACAAUUUCUCAGGACAAAUCCCAGAGUACUUGGAUGGCUUCAUCUUUUUAAACACAUUAGACUUGUCAUUCAAUGAUUUUGAGGGCGCAGUACCAGAAAGAGGUGUAUUUAAGAAUGCAACUGCCAUUUCUGUUGGAGGAAACAACAAGCUCUGUGGGGGCAUAGUUGAAUUGCAGCAGCGCAGUUGCAACUCUAAAAAGGGUAGAAGGAAACGAUUCUCUCUAAUUGGGAAAUUAAUACUCUCGGUAUCAUUUGGGCUUCUAGGACUAUUUUUGACGUUGGGUGUUCUUUAUCUUUGUUGGUCUAGGAAGACAACAAAAGUACCCCCCUUCCGGAUUUUAGGAAAUUCGUUUCCGCAAUUGUCCUACCAAACUCUGCUUAGAGUUACUGAUGGGUUCUCUCCAGCCAACUUAAUUGGAGUGGGUAGUUUUGGUUCAGUUUAUAAAGGAAUUCUCGAUCAAAGUGGAAAAGUUGUAGCCGUGAAGGUUCUAAACCUUCAAUUCCGUGGUGCCUCAAAGAGUUUCAUAGCCGAGUGUAAAGCCAUGAGGAGCAUCAAACAUCGGAAUCUUGUAAGGAUUCUUACAGCAUGUUCGAGUAUUGACUAUCAAGGUAAUGAUUUCAAAGCUCUGGUUUAUGAGUUCAUGAUCAAUGGGAGCCUAGAGGAGCGGUUGCAUCCAAAUGGGAAUGGAGUUGGCGUGCAUGAGGAGGAAAGGAGUUUGAACCUGCUACAAAGGCUUCAUAUUGCAAUCGAUGUUGCUUCUGCUCUUGAUUAUCUUCACCAUCAUUGUUGGGAUCCUAUAGUUCACUGUGACUUGAAGCCGAGCAAUAUUCUUCUGGACAAUGAAAUGAUUGCACGUGUAGCUGAUUUUGGUUUAGCAAGAUUCCUUCUCAAUGCCACCUAUGAGUCUUCUGCAAAUCAAUCAAGCUCCAUUGACAUAAGAGGGUCUGUUGGUUAUGCCGCUCCAGAGUACGGCAUGGGAAAUGAGGCCUCAACAUCUGGCGAUGUGUAUAGCUAUGGCAUACUCUUGUUGGAGAUGUUCACCGGGAAGAGACCUACAGAUGACAUGUUUACCGAUAGUCUGACACUCCACCAAUUUGCUAAGAUGGCUCCACUCGAAUCAGUGGAGAGCAUUUUCGACCCAACAUUGAUUCCGCAAGGACAAAUUGGUGAGGCAAGCACUAGUAUCAGCAGCGUUCGGAAUCAGAGCUCUCUCAAGAAUCACAAAAUUCACGAGUGCUUGAUUUCACUACUUCAAGUUGGAAUCGCUUGUUCAGAGGAACAAGCAACAGAUCGACCGGACAUCAAUGUGGUUGUCACUGAUUUGCAUAAGAUCAAGAACAUUCUUCUUGGAAGUGGAGUACAUGGAGGUUGAAGAUCUAGAAUUCCUGUGUGAUCAAUGAGUAGGUUUCUGAGGUGUAGCUGGUGUUGAAGACACUUCUUGACGCAAUAGCUACGUGAUGCUUCAAUUGCUUCUGCUGUUUGUUAUAGACAUAUAGCAGUAUUCUAUGUUGUAACUUUCCGUACAGCUUCUUUAUCGUUUUUAGUUUGUCUCAGUUUGCAACUUCCUUGAAUAAAUGUACUUCAAUAAGGCAAUGGCUAGGUA